GAGUCUGGAACGACGUGCGACGCGCGGGUCUCCUCAGAGCCAUGUCUAGGCGGGAACCCGCAGCCAACGCUUCCUCCUCGGGCGUUGCUCCCCGGCGAAGCUCAACCGGGUCCCGGGGCGCCGAACGGACGGCGACGGAGGAGGCGAACCGGAGAGGCCGGGUCGGUAGCAGGGGUGCGGGCGGCGGCUGGAGAGAGCCCGCCGGUGCCGCCCAGGCUACGGCCGCCGGCCGCCGCGAACCGCCGCUCUGCUUCGGGGUGAAGAACGAUGUGGUGGGCGCGGUGAUAGGUCGUGGUGGGUCGAAAAUUAGAGAAAUCCAAAAUACCACAAACACUAGAAUACAGGUAAUAAAAGGAAAUCCUGAGGCAGAAAUCAAAAUUUUUGGUAAUAAAGCCAUGCAAACAAAAGCAAAAACAGUGAUAGAUAAUGUUGUUAAAAAACAACAAAAUUACAUUCCCGGACAUAGAGUUGAUAUUAUUGCAUUCCAACCUACUACUGUUGGAACAGAUACCAGCACAAAUGAGAGUGUAACAGACGAUCAGCCGUUGAUAGAUUGGGAUCAAAUUCGAGAAGAUGCUUUGAAAUGGGAAAAGAAAAAGUGGGCAGAUUUACCUCCAAUUAAGAAAAACUUUUACAUAGAGUCAGCAACGACAAGCUCAAUGUCACAAGUGCAGAUAGACAACUGGAGGAAAGAAAAUUUUAAUAUAACAUGUGAUGACUUGAAAGAUGGUGAGAAACGUCCUAUCCCCAAUCCUAUAUGUAAAUUUGAAGAUGCCUUUCAAAGUUACCCAGAAGUUAUGGAAAACAUUAAAAAAGCAGGGUUUCAAAAACCUACACCAAUUCAGUCCCAGGCGUGGCCAAUAGUUCUGCAAGGAAUAGAUCUUAUUGGAGUAGCACAAACUGGAACAGGGAAGACAUUGUCCUAUUUAAUGCCUGGAUUUAUUCAUCUAGACUCUCAACCACUAGCCAGAGAACAAAGAAACGGACCUGGCAUGUUAGUCCUUACACCCACCCGGGAAUUAGCUCUUCAGGUAGAAGCUGAAUGUUCUAAAUAUUCAUAUGGUGAUCUUAAAAGUGUUUGUGUAUAUGGUGGUGGUGAUAGAGAUGGACAAAUCCAAGAUGUUUCAAAAGGUGUAGACAUCAUUAUUGCAACUCCUGGAAGAUUGAAUGACCUACAAAUGAAUAACUUUGUCAACCUGAAAAGUGUAACCUAUUUGGUUUUAGAUGAAGCAGACAAGAUGCUGGACAUGGGAUUUGAACCCCAGAUAAUGAAGAUUUUGUUAGAUGUACGCCCAGACCGGCAGACUAUUAUGACAAGCGCUACUUGGCCAUAUGCCGUCCGCCGUCUUGCACAAUCGUAUUUGAAAGAACCAAUGAUUGUCUAUGUUGGUACUUUGGAUCUAGUUGCUGUAAGUACAGUGAAACAAAAUAUAAUCAUUACUACAGAAGAAGAGAAACGAACUCAUAUCCAGACCUUCCUCGAGAACAUGUCACCUAAAGACAAAGUCAUUGUCUUUGUCAGCAGAAAAGCCGUUGCUGACCACUUAUCAAGUGAUCUGAUUCUCCGACACAUAUCAGUGGAGUCUCUCCAUGGCAACAGAGAACAGAGUGACCGAGAGAAAGCCUUGGAGAACUUUAAGACAGGUAAAGUGAGAAUACUUAUUGCUACUGACUUGGCAUCUCGAGGUCUUGAUGUCCAUGAUAUCACUCACGUCUACAAUUAUGAUUUUCCACGGAACAUUGAAGAAUAUGUACACAGAGUAGGGCGCACUGGGAGAGCAGGGCGCACUGGAAUGUCAAUUACCCUUAUCACAAGAAAUGAUUGGAGGGUUGCCACUGAACUGAUUAAUAUUCUGGAAAGAGCAAAUCAGAAUAUCCCAGAGGAACUUGUCUUAAUGGCUGAGAGAUACAAAGCAAAUAAACUAAAAAGAGAGAUGGAAAAAAAAAUGGGAAGACCUCAAGGAAAGCCCCAGAAGUUUUACUAAUGUCACGUGUAGCACUAGGUGCCUGCCACAGGAUUCAAGAUUUUAUUCAAAGUGGAAUUGUUGAAACAUACAUCAAUAUGAAGAGACUUGGCUGAUUCUUA
Apodemus sylvaticus (European woodmouse) is the source of this 2086-nucleotide messenger RNA. It is a transcript of the gene Ddx43, whose product is annotated as DEAD-box helicase 43. The record is from RefSeq and is a predicted model, not a curated record. The coding region runs from base 42 to 1985 and encodes 647 amino acids. Gene Ontology annotation, molecular function: RNA binding; RNA helicase activity; ATP binding. Lineage: Eukaryota; Metazoa; Chordata; Mammalia; Rodentia; Muridae. The transcript has 17 exons.